Messenger RNA from Amphibalanus amphitrite, 4934 nucleotides. RefSeq names its product cytoplasmic FMR1-interacting protein-like. NCBI's taxonomy places the organism in Eukaryota, Metazoa, Arthropoda, Thecostraca, Balanomorpha, Balanidae. Gene Ontology annotation, cellular component: synapse; SCAR complex; neuron projection. The record is from RefSeq and is a predicted model, not a curated record. The transcript is spliced from 22 exons. Gene Ontology annotation, biological process: axon guidance; regulation of translation; cell projection assembly. Gene Ontology annotation, molecular function: small GTPase binding; RNA 7-methylguanosine cap binding. Bases 117 to 3983 code for a protein of 1288 amino acids.
GGCCGGUUGUUUAUUUUAUCAUGAAUGUGAAAUAACAAGUAACAACGUCCAUCGGCAAGCUUUGGUCCGGGAGCCGCCCAUACGCGGGGUAUAUUAAUUUUGCGAGGGCGACCGUCAUGGCGUCCGACAAGGUGACGCUCGAGGAUGCUCUCUCCAACGUGGAGGUGCUCGAAGAACUCUCGCUGCCCGACCAGCAGCCCUGCAUCGAGGCGCAGGCCUGCUCGGUCGCCUACCAUGCCAAUUUUGACACCAACUUCGAGGACCGCACCGCCUUCGUCAGCGGCAUGGCCAAGUACAUCGAGGAGGCUACUGUGCACGCGAAUCUGAACGAGCUGCUGGAGGAGGGCCACCAGCACGCCGUGAUGCUGUACACGUGGCGGUGCUGCUCGCGCGCCAUCCCGCAGCCCAAGUCGAACGAGCAGCCGAACCGGGUGAAAAUCUACCAGAAGACGGUGGACGUGCUCGGACCAGAGGUGGACAAACUGCUCAACUUCAUGUACUUCCAGCGGAAGGCCAUCGACCGCUUCUCGGCCGAGGUGAAGCGGCUCUGCCACCAGGAGAAGCGCAAGGACUUCGUCUCCGAGGCCUACCUGCUUACUCUCGGCAAGUUCAUCAACAUGUUCGCCGUGCUCGAUGAGCUAAAGAACAUGAAGUCGAGCGUCAAAAAUGACUACUCGACCUACCGAAGGGCGGCUCAGUUCCUGAAGGUGAUGGCCGACUCUCAGACGCUGCAAGAGUCGCAGAACCUCUCCAUGUUCCUGGCCACGCAGAACAAAAUCCGCGACACGGUCAAGGAGAACCUGGAGAAGAUCAUCAACUACGAGGAGCUGCUGGCAGACGUGGUCAACAUCUGCGUACACAUGUUCGAGACCAAGAUGUACCUGACGCCGCAGGAGAAGCACAUGCUGGUCAAGGUGAUGGGCUUUGGCCUGUUCCUGAUGGACAGCGAGCAGUGCAACAUCAACAAACUCGACCAGAAGAAACGCAUCUGCAUCAGCAAGAUCGACAAAAUAUUUAAGGGUCUGGAGGUGGUGCCGCUGUUCGGCGACAUGCAGAUCGCGCCCUUCAACUUUGUCCGACGCAGCAAGAACUUCGACCCGGCCAAGUGGCCGCUGGCCAACACGAACCAGACGCACCCGCAGUCGGACCUGCUGAGCAGCCUGCAGCAGAUCCGCGACGACCACCUCAAGUACAUCUCCGAGUUAGCCCGCUACAGUAACGAGGUGACGACCACGUACAAGGACUCUCCGCGCACGGACGCCGAGAACCGGGCCAUCUGCGACCUUGCGCUGCGGGGUCUGCAGCUACUCUCCGAGUGGACUUCAGUGGUAACCGAGCUGUACUCGUGGAAACUCCUCCACCCCACCGACCACCACCAGAACAAGGAGUGUCCCACAGAGGCCGAGGAGUACGAACGGGCGACGCGCUAUAACUACACGGAUGACGAGAAGUUCGCGCUGAUCGAGGUGAUCGCCAUGAUCAAGGGCCUGCAGGUGCUGAUGGCCAAGAUGGAGACGGCCUUCAGCGACGGCAUCCGACGCAACAUCUACGCCGAGCUGCAGGACUUCAUCCAGCUCACUCUGCGAGAGCCGCUCAGGAAGGUCAUCAAAAACAAAAAGGACCACGUCCGCACCAUCCUGACGUCGAUCCGCGAGACGUGUGCCGACUGGCAGCAUGGAGUCCAACCGCACGACGACCCCAUCCUGCGCGGCAAAAAGGACCCCGACGGCGGCUUUGGCAUCAAGGUGCCGCGCCGCAGGGUCGGCCCAUCCUCCACGCAGCUGUACAUGGUCCGCACCAUGCUCGAAUCGCUGAUCGCCGACAAGUCGGGCGGUAAGCGCACGCUGCGGAAGGACAUCGACGGCCCUUACCUGCUGCAGAUCGACCAGUUCCACAAGACGUCCUUCUUCUGGCCCUAUCUGCUCAACAUCAGCGAGUACCUGCAGCAGUGCUGUGACCUCUCGCAGCUCUGGUACCGAGAGUUCUACCUGGAGAUGACCAUGGGAAAACGCAUCCAGCACUGUGCCGCGCCGCACGAACACAACGACGAGUGCAGCAAUCUGGUGGUGAUGGAGAAACGUAUUCAGUUCCCGAUCGAGAUGUCGAUGCCCUGGAUCCUCACCGAUCACAUUCUGCGCAAUAAGGAGCCGUCCAUGAUGGAGUGCGUGCUCUACCCGCUGGAUCUCUACAACGACGCCGGCUACUACGCGUUGACUCGCUUCAGGAAGCAGUUCCUCUACGACGAGGUCGAGGCCGAGGUCAACCUCUGCUUCGACCAGUUCGUCUACAAGCUCAGCGAGCAGAUCUUCGCCUACUACAAGAACCUGGCCGGCAGCAUCCUGCUGGACAAGCGGUUCCGCAUGGAGUGCGCCCUGCUCGGCACCCGGCUGCCGUACCCGCCGGCCAACCGGUACGAGACGCUGAUGAAGCAGCGGCACGUCCUGCUGCUCGGUCGCUCCAUCGACCUCAACAAGCUCAUCAGCCAGCGCAUCAACGCCAACAUGCAGAAGUCGCUCGACCUGGCACUGACGCGCUUCGAGGCCAGCGACCUCACCGGCAUUGUGGAGCUGGACGGCCUGCUGCGCGUCAACCACCUGGCGCACAAGCUGCUCUCGGAGAACCUGGCGCUGGACGACUUUGACGCCAUGCUGCGCGAGGCCAACCACAACGUGCUGGCGCCCUACGGCCGAAUCACGCUGCACGUGUUCUGGGAGCUCAACUAUGACUUCCUGCCCAACUACUGCUACAAUGCCGCCACCAACAGGUUUGUGCGCGCCACUGGCCUGGUGUUCUCUGCCGGCGUAAACCGUGAGAAGCCCCCGCAGGCGCCGCAUUUCAUGCUGUGGGGCAGCCGGGCUCUCAACACCUCCUACAGCAGCAUCUACGGCCAGUACUCUGGCUUUGUGGGCGCCCCGCACUUCCGCGCCAUCUGCCGACUGCUCGGCUACCAGGGCAUCGCGGUGGUGAUGGAGGAGCUGCUGAAGAUCAUCAAGUCGCUGAUCCAGGGCAACAUCCUGCAGUUCACGCGCACACUGAUGCACGUGAUGCCACAGCGGUGUCACAUGCCCAUGCACGACUACGGAUCGGCAGGCGUUCUGGAGUACUACAACGCGACGCUGACGGACAUCAUCCAGUACCCGGACGCCCGAACCGAGCUGUUCCACAACUUCAGAGAGUUCGGCAACGCGCUGCUCUUCUGCCUGCUGAUGGAGCAGGCGCUGAGUCAGGAGGAGGUGUGCGACCUGCUGCACGCCGCGCCGUUCCAGUUCAUCCUGCCGCGCGUGUUCUGUCGCGAGGGUGAGAAACAGGAGGUGAAACAGCGGCGACUGCAGGAGAAGUACGCCUCGCUGCAGGUGGUCAACAACAUCAACCAGAUGGGCACACCCAGCCAAGGCAACAUCGCCGAGGAGGGCGACCUGUUGACCCGCGAGCGGCUCUGCUGCGGCCUCUCCGUGUUCGAGGUCAUCCUGAGCCGGGUGCGCGGCUUCCUGGAUGAUCCGAUCUGGGUGGGGCCGCCGCCCAAGAACGGCGUCAUGAACAUCGAGGAGUGCACAGAGUUCCAUCGGCUCUGGUCGGCGCUGCAGUUCGUCUACAGCAUACCGGUCGGAGACAACGAGUUCACCGUCGAACAAAUGUUCGGCGAGGGCAUGCACUGGGCCGGCUGCGCCAUGAUCGUGCUGCUCGGCCAGCAGCGCCGGUUCGAGGCGCUCGACUUCUGCUACCACCUGCUGCGCGUGCAGCGGGUUGACGGCAAGGACGGCGUCGUCACCGGCAUCCAGCUGAAGAAGAUGGUGGACCGCAUCCGGCGCUUCCAGGUGCUCAACUCGCAGAUCUUCGCCGUGCUCAACAAGUAUCUGAAGAGCUCGUACAGCGACCAGGACAACCUGCCCGUGGAGCACGUCAAGUGCUUCCAGCCACCCAUUCACCUGGCCAACCAGGGCCACUACCAGCGGCCCGAGCAGCUGAGGCCCGUCAGAAAGUAGGCCGGCCGCGCUGUCGGCGAGCCCGCCGCGGGGCUGGAGCUGAACGGUUCGUCCGUGUGUACCGGCCACCGGUAUCACUGGAGUCGUAAGUGACAACAGCGAACUGUGCGGUUCGCGUUCCUUGACACUGGCUUUACUGAGGCUUCGUGAUUUACCCUGCCUCGGCUGGAGUGUUGUCUCUGAUGAGAUUGACAUUGAACGCAUGAACUACCUGAGACUGCUACAUGUGAUUGUCUAUUAUCAGUACUGGCGUAAAGCCCAGUGGCAAGUCCGUUAUUUUGCAAGUGGACUGGCGUCGUGUUGCUUAUUUUGCAGGUGAACUGGCUUUGUGCCGCUACACUUUGCUCUGCGUUUGACCAUUAUAUUUCGUGAUGUGUUUCGUCUUGUUUCGCUCGUUUUACUGUUGGCGACUGCCGAGCGCCGCCAAGAUUCGCCAUUCCGCGCUGUCGCAGUGGCAGUGAAUCUUACUGUGCGUGGUUAUUUGGCGAGUAUUGCGCGUGUAAGUCGUGUGUUACGUAUUGUAUAGACCGUGUACCCUAAUGAGCGCCCAAAGCUGCUGACGUCUUGACUAUAAAGUCAUCAUCGAAUUCAGCGUUCGCUCUUCACGGGGCGGGCGGUCCCGCUGCCUAUGCUUUAGCUGCACACGGCGGGUAACCCGCGCCAUGCAUUUACAUUACCUGAAACGCUGAAUAACGUAUGAACUGAGUGAUAAGACCUCCACUGAGUGAACGUCUAUUCCGACUGUCUGUCUUCCCGGCUUUUCCGAGAACUGUGCUUAUUUGCUGCGAGGACAGCUGGUUCAGGUGGUGUGAUUAUUUCACUUCACCUUACCGCUGCGGCGGUGUCCGUGUUUUGUCUAUGGGGAGGGAGGGUCAGUCGAGACGGCUAUUUUAUACAGUAUGGAGCUGCGGCCCUGCCGGCCGGAAUAUAGCUGCGUCGUGAAUGUGUUCA